Molecule: messenger RNA, 2353 nt
Organism: Rubroshorea leprosula
Lineage: Eukaryota; Viridiplantae; Streptophyta; Magnoliopsida; Malvales; Dipterocarpaceae
Source: the annotation of a GenBank genome assembly
CUCCUCACCUCAUCCGUGGAUUCCCCCAAAAAACAAUCUUUGAUUUGGGUUUACUUUCUCCAACUUCAUCUUUUUCCUUUCCCUGCUUAUCAUUCUUUUUUCUUUCUCUUAUUCUUUCUCUCUCUCUUCUCCCUUCUUCUUCCUCUCUCAAAACCCAGAUCUGGGUUUUUCUAGAUCUGAGUUUUUCUCGGAUUAUGUUCUAGAUCUGGGUUUUUCUCGGAUUAUGUUGGGUUCUAGACUCAUAAAGCUUUUCGAGCUUCGUAAACUCUGAAUCUUGUACCGGAGCUCAUUUGUUUUUCUUCGUCGCAGAAAGCCCUUUCCGAUGAUGCCCAGACUUGGCUUACAAGUGUCAAGCGUGUUUAUUUGAGUUAGAUGUUGAAUGCGCCUUGCUUCCCACAGCAAAUUGUGAAGGUGCCAAUGUGUUGUAGAAGGUAUAUAUUUUAUAUUUUCCUAAACAAUAAUACGGGUUUUCGGGUGUAUUAUUCGGUUGUUCGGUUGUUGGGCUUGGAACCGAAGCCCGCACCGAUAAUAAACGGUUGAUGCGUAAAACCGUUCCUUGGGCCCAAAGCCCGUUUGUAACCAUACCACAAGCCCAAUUUUGCUGCGGUUGUCGGGCAACCGAUCGGUUGCCCGCGUGCGUGCCCACCCCUAAUGGGGCAAACAUUGUGUCUGAGGUAAAAGGGUACGAGUCUGAGCUCCGGAGUAGGGAUAGCCUGAGUUAUCUCAUAGAAAGCUACGAGAUUUCCUCUAGGGUUGGAAGUAGGAAGGAGAAGGGGUGGUAUUAUUUUACACCUCCGUCGUCCAACAAAGAGAAGAGGAACAUGUUUAGUGUAGGGCCUUCCUCCAUUAAGGGGUGGAAGGAAAAAUUCUUCUUUGUUGAUGACAUCGAGUGGGAGAAGGGAGAUGGGGAAGUAGAAUUUUUGUCCACCUGGAAGGCUAAAAAGGCCAACCAGAAUAAGUGCACUUUAAAUAGUGAUGAGAAGGAAGAGGUAGAGAAGCUGGUGAGAAAGGAGGGUAACAUAAUAGAUAUUAUGUUUCUCACCAGCUCAGAUGUUAUAGAAGUGGCUGAGCUUUAUGGGCCGAGCGCACUGAGUGAAGCUGAAAUGGACAUGUUUCUCAGUGUUGCUGGUGGGGUGGCUAUCCCCAAAAAGCCAAGGAAGAAGUCCCAAACUUCGGAGAAGGCUGUGGUUGCAAAAGGAGGUGGGCACAUGGAGAAGGGGCAGAUGUCAAGCACAGAAGCCCGAGCUGCAAAAGAGGUGGAGCUGAGGUCCAAGAGGAAGAGAGAUGAGGUGAAUCAAGCUCAGAAAAAGGAGAGGAGGAUGGAGGAAGAGGUUUGGGGGGACGAGGUAGUGGAGUUUGUACCUCGUCCUGCACCUGUUGAGUUUGAUCCGAACCUUAGAGAGAUCGAGGUCCCUGCCUCUAGCAAGGGUAAGGCAUUUGUGCCCGCGCCUUCUCUCCAGAGCAACAUUUUUGGGAGUAAAAAUUUCUCCGUAGCUAAGAACUUUAUCAACACUUACGUUCUUGAGGUGGAUCGCCACGAAGCGAGGGAAGAAGUCUUGCUGCAUGGAGGGAACGCAAUUGUGAAGCAUGCUAUGGAGAAGGAAAGGGAUGAGCUGUUGAAGAAAAUCAGUGAAAUGAGGAGGGAACUGGAUAUCGUGAUACUAGCAGUGACAAGUCUGCAAGAGGAAAGAGAUACAUUGAAGACGAUUCUCUCGUUCGAAGAGAAGAAAAGGAGAAUGUGCGAAGAAGAGAAUGACGCACAAGAGGAAAAAAUAAGGAGAAUGAAAGAAUCUGAGGUGGAACUGAAAAAGAAUGUCCAACUGCUGGUCCACAAAGGGAUGGAGGAGCACAUCGACGACUUUAUCAACUCCAGCACGUUUGACAACAUUGUCAAUCUCUACCAGCUGCCAACUGCAAUCUUUGCCUUCACUGAUUACAAAAAGAAGGUCAUGACUGAGUAUCUCGAGGUGGAUAUCACCAAGAUCACUUUCAAAAGACGCGUUGUUUUUCCUCCCAACUUCGACUUGGAGUUCGUAGCAGUGAAGGAGGAGGUAGGAGAAGCAGAAGGGGCUGAAGUUGAGAAAAGCCAGUCUUCUCCUCCCGUAGAGGUGCAUCCAGUUCCCUCAGAAGAAGAGCAGCCACCUCUCCCAAUAGAGCAGGAGCCACAGCAGCCACCUCCACCAACGGAAUAGCUUAGGGAUUUUUUGAUUUGUAUUGUUUGAUUUAUGUAUUUAGAAUUUGGACAACAAUAAAUGUCCAAGUUUUUUGAUUAAUUUUAAGGAAGACUCUUGAAUUAGUUGUUCAUUUAUGUUGUGUUUGUAAAAAUUUAGAUAAGUAAAUCACUUCGAAUAUG